Messenger RNA from Brassicogethes aeneus, 1287 nucleotides. The record is from the annotation of a GenBank genome assembly. NCBI's taxonomy places the organism in Eukaryota, Metazoa, Arthropoda, Insecta, Coleoptera, Nitidulidae.
AAAAUUAAUUUUAAAUUUAAAAAAUGCAUCUAAGAAGUUUUACCGCGUCUCUGUUUUCAUUUAUAUUAAUUAAUUUAAGCAAUGCCCAAUGGAAUACAAAGGAUUUCAUGAAAAGGGAGCAUUCUUUAAUAAAACCGUAUUAUGGAUCUGGGAUAGAUAUUCCAUUCUGGCAAUUCACUGGAAAUACUAUUGUUACUCCUAACCAUAUAAGACUUACAGAUGACUCCCAAAGUAAAAGAGGGGCUUUAUGGAACUCAGUUCCUGUAAGUGUUCGUCACUGGGACUUGCAAGUUCAAUUUAAGGUGCAUGGCAAAGGUAAAGAUUUGUUUGGGGAUGGGUUUGCUAUCUGGUAUGCCAAAGAACCCAUGGUAGAUGGUACCAUUUUUGGCAGCAAAGACUACUUCCAAGGUUUAGCCAUUAUUUUGGAUACAUACAGUAACCACAAUGGCCCACACAAUCAUCAGCAUCCCUACAUUUCUGCCAUGAUCAAUAAUGGAUCAUUGCACUAUGACCAUGACAGAGAUGGCACACACACUCAGUUGGCUGGGUGUGAGGCUAAGUUCCGUAAUAUGGAUUAUGAUACACAUCUUUCAGUUAAAUAUGAAGGGGAUGUUUUAACUGUAUCAACUGAUAUAGAAAACAAAGCAGCAUGGAAAGAAUGUUUUCAAGUUAAAGGAGUAAAAUUACCAACUGGUUAUUUUGUUGGUCUAACAGCUACAACUGGUGAUUUAUCUGAUAACCAUGAUAUUAUGUCUGUGAGAUUAUUUGAACUUGAUUCUCCCAAUAAUCAAAUUGAUGAAGACAGAUCAAACAUUGUACCUUCAGCCACAUUUUUUGAACCACCAAGGGACCACAUAGAAGACCCCAAACCUUCAUCUCUCUCUGGAAUCAAAAUAUUCCUGUUGAUGCUCCUGGGUAGUAUUGCUGUUGUGGCCUGUGUUGUAAUAGGUAUUAUGUUCUAUCAGAAGCACCAAGAAAAAAGCCGAAAACGUUUUUACUAAGCCCAAAAGUCUAUUUUUUUGCUAUAAGAAUGUUAUUUUGGAUUGUUUAUUGAUUUUUCUACCAUUAUUUGUAAAUAUGGUUUUUGACUGAGAUUGGUAUAAUUUAUUAUGGAAUAUUUUUUAUUGUUUAGUCAGUAGUAAGGAAGUUUCAUCAAUUCAAAAUUAUUGAAAUAAUCAGUUUGUUUUAUUUAUAGCCUUGAUAACUUAUUUAUGGUAAUGUAUGUAAUCUAUUUUACAUAUUUUGCUUUGAAAAUAUUUACAAUAAAAAUUGUAUGUUCAAUUUAGG